AUGUCUUCAUCACUUUUUAUCCCAAGAACACCAGUAAAUCCACGAAAAUAUGCCUUUUUGCUGCCCGGCAUCACACCUCGAACGCUAUCGCAAUCCGAACAUUUGCUUGAAAAAAACCAUACCGAGCAUCAUAUCUUCUUCAACGAGAGCGGCUUUCACAACCAUCUCGUUCAUCAUUAUUUAGCAGCCUAUUCACUGGGUGCCGACAACAAACGACUAAAGGAAAUCUAUGACGAUCACGCCUCGUAUCAGCGCAAACUCCCGCCUUCAGUGGGUGAGCUUACUCGAGAAAACUACAAAAACGAGCUCGGUAACCGAGAAGCAUACACGAGCUACCUGCGUCUGUUCCAAAAAGAGAUUGAAAAAUAUGGCAUGGUGGACUCGAUCCGACGAUGGAUGUUUGCAGACGACAUGCUGGCUCGAACGGUGGGCGGAGCGUACCAUCCAUUGAUUCAUUUGGGUUAUGCCGUUGAAUUUGAUUUACCGGCCGUGGCAGCAGAAGGAUUGGCCAUGGCAGCUUGUACGGAAGCUAAUUUGAGCCCUCUGAUACCGAACUUACCGUCGUUGCAGGAGAUUCUUGUGCCCGUUCAGGCUGCAUCCAUGGCAUCUAGUGCACGCGAUAUGGUAUCUAAGGUGACAAAUGAUGUGGCAACAAAGCUCGGUUUUGGUGGAAGUGGUAGUAUUACUAGUAGCGGAGCACAAUACCAGCAACGUGACAAGAAGGAUCCCGAAUCAGCAAAUAGCUUGACAGCAACAGACAUGACAGCCAGCUUGAAGGAGGCAAUGAAUAACAAUGCGGUCGUCGAUCUGGCCGAGGAAAUCCACAGAGACACUGACUUUGAUGGCGUGGUCAAGUUUAAGGACUCAAACAAGAUUCGUGCCUUCUUGGCCAAUCCAAAGGGGGUUGAAAAGCUCAAGGUUUAUGCCUCGCGAUGGCAUGUCCAUGAUGAAGAUAAGGACUUACAAGCUAAACUUAAAGAGAUGUAUACCGCAUGCAUGCUCAUUUACGGCGCAUCCGCUAUUCGGGAACAAGGCAUCAAACUGGACUUCUUCUUGAUGCAUGCACUGACAUCCAUCCAUGCCGUUCAUCUGUUAAUGCCACACCUGGCUCCCAACGAAUUCGCUGCACUGCUACGAGGUCACGCAGCAACAACACUCGCAUACUACAUUUCACGCGGCCGACCUAGCCUUCAAGUGGAUCUCCUCCUUAAGUAUGAAUCAGACGAAGCUACCAAUAACUCGGCUAAUCCAUGGCUCAAGAUUUGUGAGCGCGCAAUCAAUGCUCCGGAGGCACAUAUCAUCAAGGUUAUACGCGCAUGUGCUGUUGGACAAGUUGUUUACGGCCACGACAGACGCAGUGAACCUUUUGAAAAGGCGUGGGUCCGACUUGCCGACAUGACACUCAAAAUUGCUGGCAACAAGGUGGACGAUGAUAGUUAUUGGAACCACAAAGGCAUUGGUUUUGACGAAGCUUGGCAGUAA
Molecule: messenger RNA, 1482 nt
Organism: Zychaea mexicana
Lineage: Eukaryota; Fungi; Mucoromycota; Mucoromycetes; Mucorales; Lichtheimiaceae
Exons: 3
Coding region: 1-1482 (493 amino acids)
Molecular function (GO): oxidoreductase activity
Source: RefSeq, a predicted model, not a curated record